Aphidius gifuensis is the source of this 1381-nucleotide messenger RNA. RefSeq names its product fatty acyl-CoA reductase 1-like. The record is from RefSeq and is a predicted model, not a curated record. The transcript has 5 exons. NCBI's taxonomy places the organism in Eukaryota, Metazoa, Arthropoda, Insecta, Hymenoptera, Braconidae. Gene Ontology annotation, molecular function: alcohol-forming very long-chain fatty acyl-CoA reductase (NADP+) activity. The coding region runs from base 80 to 979 and encodes 299 amino acids. Gene Ontology annotation, biological process: long-chain fatty-acyl-CoA metabolic process. Gene Ontology annotation, cellular component: peroxisome.
AUGAAUAAGUUGACGAAUCAAACAACUUAAGUACUUUUCAAUUUUAUUGAAAAAUAAAUAAUAUAUUAUAUAGUCCAGUAUGGAUGAAAUUUAUAAUAAAAUUACUAACCCUGAUGAGUGGGGUGUAGACGAUAAUGAAACAAGUGAAAUUCAAAAAUUUUAUGAAAAUGAAAGUAUUUUUUUAACUGGAUGUACUGGCUUUGUUGGUAAAAGUAUUGUUGAAAAAUUAUUACGAUCAUGUCCAGGUUUAAAAAAAAUAUAUCUUUUAGUUAGACCAAAAAAAAUUUCAGCUAAAGAUAGAAUUGAUAAAUAUUUUAAUGACUCAAUUUUUAAUGAGCUUCGUAAAUUACGAAAAAAUUUUACAUCAAAAGUUGUGUGGUUUGAAGGAAGUUUAGAGAGUGAAAAUUUAGGUUUAUCUGAUGAAGAUAAAUGUGUUAUUAUAAAUGAAGCAACAAUAUUCAUUCAUAAUGCAUCAAAUGUUAAAUUUGAAUUGCGAAUAUCUGAUUCACUUAGUUGUAAUGUGUUUGGUACUAAAAAUAUGCUUGACCUGGCAAGUCAAUGUAAAUAUAUUAAAGCAUUUGUUUAUGUAUCAACAGCAUAUUCUCAUUGUUAUCAUGAUGAUAUAUAUGAAAAGUGCUAUCCACCACCAGGUGAUUUAAAAUUAAUUCAAAAUUGCAUUGAUACUGAUCGUUCAACACCUGAUGGUAUGUCAUCAACGGCAAUUAAAGAAUUAAUUGCACCUUGGCCAAACAUGUAUCUCUUUGGAAAAUCAACUGCUGAAAGUUUGGUUGAACAAUAUGCAAAAAAUGUUGAUUUUCGCUGUACAAUAUUUCGUCCAUCAAUUAUAUUGGGAAGUUAUCAAGAGCCUACACCUGGAUGGAGUGAUGGAAAUUUCAAUGGGCCAACUUUGGUAUUUCUUGGAGUUGGUCUUGGGUUUAUUCACGUUACUAUAUUGACACACCAAAUUCUAUCGAUUUAAUACCUGUUGAUAUGUGCACAAAUGCGUUACUUGCAACCACUUGGGAUGCUGUUGUUAAUCAAAAAGAACGAGAAAAAGUAUUUGUAUAUAAUUAUGGAAGUUCAGUUGUCAAUGUCAUGUCAUUCCUUAAGCUUAAAGAUUUAUUGUAUGAUAGAGGUGUUGAUUUUCCUUCAAUUAAAAUGGUUGCUCCAUAUUUUUUAUAUGCUACAAAAUCAAUGACAUUGUUUGUCAUAGCAAAUAUACUAUUUCAUUUGAUACCAGCUAUUUUUGCUGACCUUGCAUUGUUAGCAACUCGACGAAAACCAAUGCUUUUAAAAAUAGUAUACAAAGCAAUACAAUGGUUUCUGAUUCUACGUUUUUUUGCAUUUAAAAAAAAAAUAAGAAUACAUGUUAAUGAAACUU